Molecule: messenger RNA, 2643 nt
Organism: Emys orbicularis (European pond turtle)
Lineage: Eukaryota; Metazoa; Chordata; Testudines; Emydidae
Gene: SNX29
Product: sorting nexin 29
Exons: 21
Coding region: 1-2643 (880 amino acids)
Molecular function (GO): phosphatidylinositol binding
Source: RefSeq, a predicted model, not a curated record
AUGUCGGAGCUCUCUCUCGCGCGCGCCCUCAGGCUCCAGUAUUUACCUUCCGGGGCGGCGGGGCUUCAGUUCCGGGGCGGGGUGUCCGCUCUGUGUGUCUCCGGCCCCGCUUCCCUCUGUGGAGCUGUCUCAGCGGGAGCAGGGGGGCUAGCUGCAGUACCGGGGAGGGACCGGACUCAGGGCAUCAUGAGCGGAUCACAGAACAAUGACAAAAGACAGUUUCUUCUAGAGCGGCUACUGGAUGCAGUUAAACAGUGUCAAAUCCGGUUUGGAGGAAGAAAAGAAAUUGCUUCAGAUUCUGAUAGCAGAGUGACUUGCCUGUGUGCUCAGUUUGAAGCUGUACUACAGCACGGUUUGAAGAGGAGCCGAGGAUUAGCAUUAACAGCAGCAGCAAUCAAACAGGCAGCAGGUUUCUCCAGCAGAACAGAAACAGAGCCAGUGUUUUGGUACUACGUAAGAGAAGUUCUGAAUAAACAUGAACUACAGCGCUUCUACUCUCUGAGGACUAUUACUACAGAUAUUGGCAGAGGCCGUGCCUGGCUACGCUGUGCAUUAAAUGAACAUUCUCUGGAAAGAUAUGUCCAUAUGCUGCUUGCAGAUAAAAAUCGACUUAGUGUCUUCUAUGAAGACUGGUCUUUUAUGAUGGAUGAAGAACGUUCUAGUAUGAUACCUACGAUGGCAGCUGGUCUGAACUCCAUUCUUUUUGCAAUCAACAUCGACAACAAGGACUUAAAUGGGCAGAGCAAAUGCACUCCUACCGUCUCUGAUCUCUUAAAAGAAUCCACGCAAAAUGUAACCUCAUUGUUGAAGGAAUCCACCCAAGGUGUUAGCAGCCUUCUAAGAGAGAUAACAGCAUCCUCUGCUGUUUCCAUUUUAAUCAAACCCGAUCAAGACACUGACCCACUUCCAGUUCUAUCAAAGAAUGUUAGUGCUGAUUUAAAAUGUAGAAAAGAUCGAAAGAAGAAGAAAAGGGUGACACACAUCAUCUCAUUUGAUGAGGAGGAAGAUGAACAAAAUUUAGGAGAUACUUUAAAGACAGCAGUUGCAGGAGAAAGCUCAGAAGAGAACUCAGACAAGUCUUCAGCUUUUGUGUUCCCUUCCUCUGAAGGAUCUCUUGUACAAAAUUUAAAUGGAAAUCAGAAUACCCAUUUGUGGAAAAGCGAUUCCAUGUUUUUGAAUGGAGAGUGUACUUACCAGAAGCUUGAUGUGAAGAGUAUUGAUGAUGAAGAUGUGGAUGAAAAUGAGGAAGAGAUAUAUGGAAAGGUACUGGGAAACAAAGGCAUGGAAGAUGAAACAAAAGUUUCAGAAAAGCCAUAUGAUGGGGACACAUGCAAUUCACAGAUAUGCACUUGGACUCCCCUGCAGAUCCUGAAUGAUAAUUCAGGUAUUCUGUUUCCUGUCAGUGCUGUUGGUUCUUACUCCCAGAUUGGUAACCUGGAGAAUGGAGAUGGGCAUGAAAGUGCUGUUCUUGCAGUAGAACUGGCUCAGAGAGGAUCUGAACUUCCUUAUAGAGUGGAUGUCAGUCCUCCUGUUCAAGUGAAUGCUUUAAGCAAUAUGUUGCCUUCAACCACUGUGCCAGAAUCAAUGACAAUUAAUGAACUUCGGCAAGCUAUUGUGGCCAUGAUGAACAGAAAGGAUGAGCUCGAAGAACAGAACAGAUCUCUGCGAAACCUGCUCGAUGGAGAGAUGGAACAUUCUGCACUACUCAGGCAAGAAAUUGAAAACUUGAGAAGGAAAGUAGCAGAGCAUGAGGAGCGACAUGCAGCAAAGAUCCAGGCCUUGGCAAGGGAGAAUGAAGUGCUGAAAGUACAACUCAAGAAGUAUGUAGGAGCUGUCCAGAUGCUGAAAAGAGAAGGUCAAACAGCAGAAGUUCUGCCAAACCUUUGGAAUAUUGAUGGGGAAUUUACCAUACCUGAGCAAAAGCAAGUAGAAAACAACGAGGAACUAGCAAACUCCUAUGAAAGAAAACUGAUUGAGGUGGCAGAAAUGCAUGGGGAGCUUAUAGAAUUCAAUGAGCGACUACACCGUGCUUUGAUGGCUAAAGAAGCUCUUAUAUCCCAAAUGAGGCAGGAACUCAUUGAUUUGAGAGGGCCAGUCCCUGGGGAUUUGAGUCAGACAUCUGAAGACCAGAGUUUGUCAGAUUUUGAAAUAUCAAAUCGUGCCCUUAUUAAUGUUUGGAUUCCCUCAGUCUUUCUACGAGGAAAAGCUGCUAAUGCAUUCCAUGUUUACCAGGUAUAUAUCAGAAUAAAAGAUGAUGAAUGGAAUGUUUAUCGAAGAUAUGCAGAAUUCAGAAGCUUGCAUCACAAGCUACAGAAUAAAUACCACCAAGUAAGGACCCUUAACUUCCCACCCAAAAAAGCCAUUGGAAACAAGGAUGCAAAGUUUGUAGAGGAACGACGCAAACAACUACAAAAUUACUUACGGAAUGUUAUGAACAAAAUUAUUCAAACUGUGCCAGAAUUCACAGUUAGCCCCAAAAAAGAGACUCUUAUUCAACUGAUGCCCUUUUUUGUUGAUAUCCAACCUGUGGGAGAACCAGUAAGCAAAAGCAAUCGCUCAAGAGUGGCUACCCGCUUUCCAAAGCUAUCUCGACACCAUCAAAGGGAGCCACGGAACCUGGAGCCUCAAAGUGGUGAUCUCUGA